AUGCCUCCGACCCUUACUAAGUAUAAAGCUGCUGUGGUGGUUGCUGAGCCGGGAUGGUUCGACCUGGACCUGAGUGUCCAAAAGACCAUCCAUUGGAUCAAAGAAGCCAGCAAGUCAGGAUGUAAACUGGUUGCCUUUCCCGAAACGUGGAUUCCUGGCUAUCCAUAUUGGCUAUGGAAGGUUAACUACCUGGAAUCGCUGCCUCUGAUCAAAGCAUACCGGGAGAACAGUUUGAAGGUGGACUCCGAAUUGAUGAGAAGCAUCAGGCGGGCGGCAAGAGAGAAUCACAUCUACGUGUCCCUUGGGUUCUCUGAAAUCGAUCUUGCCACUUGUUACCUGGCGCAAGUGCUGAUUGCGCCGAAUGGAGACGUCAUCAACCACCGCCGUAAGAUCAAGCCCACGCAUGUCGAAAAGCUCGUCUUCGGCGAUGGAACAGGAGACAGCUUCAUGUCAGUUUCAGACACGCAAAUCGGCCGACUCGGGCAACUGAACUGCUGGGAGAAUUUCAGCCCAUUUUUCAAAUCCUUAAAUGCCGCCUGCGGCGAGCAGAUCCACGUUGCCGCAUGGCCACUUGGCCCUGGAGAGGGCAGCAGGAAGGACCCUGAUCCGAAGACAAAUACCGGAGACGCAUGGGCCGACCAGAUCACCCCGGCAUAUGCCAUGGAGACUUGCACUUGGACUUUGGCGCCUUUCCAAAUUAUUAGCAAGGAAGGCGCGAAGAAGAAUACGCCGCCUGGGGUUGAGGUUGAAGCGAAUAUUGAUCAUUACAAUGGAUUCUCCCGUAUUUACGCUCCUGACGGAACCUGCGUGGCCAAAGCAGACAAAGACUUUGAGGGCCUCCUAGUUGCGGAUAUCGACCUGAACGAGACGCACUUGCCCAAAGCUAUCAACGACUUUGGAGGUGCCUACAUGCGAUCUGAUCUUAUACGGCUACUGGUGGAUACACGACGGAAAGAACUCGUGACGGAGACAGGUCCAGAUGGAAGCAUCCUAGCCUACUCCACACGUGAGAGGCUGGGGCUGCAUUUGCCUCUGGACGGGUCGGAAUCCAAGAAUGAGGAAGCUGGUCUGGUCUCCGCACUGAAAGGCGUUUGA
Molecule: messenger RNA, 1095 nt
Organism: Cladophialophora psammophila CBS 110553
Lineage: Eukaryota; Fungi; Ascomycota; Eurotiomycetes; Chaetothyriales; Herpotrichiellaceae
Product: cyanide hydratase
Exons: 7
Coding region: 1-1095 (364 amino acids)
Molecular function (GO): catalytic activity
Source: RefSeq, a predicted model, not a curated record